This is a messenger RNA of Dufourea novaeangliae, 751 nucleotides long. RefSeq names its product peroxiredoxin-5, mitochondrial (gene Prx5). The record is from RefSeq and is a predicted model, not a curated record. Bases 103 to 663 code for a protein of 186 amino acids. Gene Ontology annotation, molecular function: thioredoxin peroxidase activity. The transcript is spliced from 4 exons. Gene Ontology annotation, cellular component: cytoplasm; mitochondrion; peroxisome. Lineage: Eukaryota; Metazoa; Arthropoda; Insecta; Hymenoptera; Halictidae. Gene Ontology annotation, biological process: hydrogen peroxide catabolic process; cellular response to oxidative stress; cell redox homeostasis.
GCCGGUUGGUGAUCAUCGACCAGAGACGAGUCAAAUCUAUAGUAUUUCAUUCCAACAAAAACAGUUGAUUCAUUGGUUCACACGUCGAUAAUCAUACCAUAGAUGAACCUGCUUAUAAAUCGAGCCAUUUUUCUUGGCGAGCGAUCGUCAUUUAGUUGUUUUGUGAAAGGAUUUCGUACAUCGUCCCAAAACAUGGUUAUCUCUGUCGGUGACAAGCUCCCCGCCGUUGACCUUUUCGAAGAUUCACCGGCAAAUAAAGUGAAUCUUGCAAAAAUUGCAUCUGGAAAGAAAAUUGUUGUUUUUGCAGUACCAGGGGCUUUUACACCAGGAUGUUCAAAGACACACCUUCCAGGGUAUAUACAAAAAGCGGAAGCUUUAAGAUCCAAAGGAAUUGCAGAAAUCUUUUGUAUUGCUGUAAACGAUCCAUUUGUAAUGGCUGCUUGGGGUAAAGAACAUGGAGCAGAAGGGAAGGUCCGUAUGUUAGCAGAUCCUACAUGUCAGUUUACAGAUGCAUUAGAACUUUCUGUGGAUUUGCCUGUAUUGGGUGGAAAAAGAAGUAAACGAUAUUCAAUGGUUCUUGAAAAUGGUGUGGUUAAAGAAUUGAACGUUGAACCGGAUAACACAGGACUUUCUUGUUCUUUAGCUGAUAAGAUUAAACUUUAAACAGCAUAUUAUUAAAUGUCAUGUAGUAGAUUCACUGUGUUAAUUUAUUAUAUGCUGACACCUUAACUUAUCAGUUUUGUUGUACCAU